AUGGGGUUGAUGGAGCAACAGUUGCAGGACUAUGCUUGGUGGAGAAGCGCGUUCAACAAGGAGAAGAAGAGCCCUUGCAAGGAAGAUCGAGGUGCAAACGGCUGCCUGGGUUUCGACCUGGCAGACAUCCUGGAGCAGGGCCGAGGCCCUGGCCUCGCCUCCAGCUUCGUCGAGGCACCGGAGCCGGAGGAGAAGGACCAGCAGCUGAGCGUCCUCUGCGAAGAGAGGCGCUUCACCUUGAUGAGGGACAACAAAACGCUGCUCGUGGCCGUGCCCGUUGAAGGCCUCGGCUUUGACAUUUUCCUCCCGAAAGAGGAGGGCCCCGCCGACGGCGCCGCCUUCCUGCUGCGCUGCAGCCCGAAGCUGGAUAGCUGGUUGCUGACGAGCGCGAGGUGCGAGCAGUGCGAGGCCCGAGGUAGCCGACAGUGUGGCACCCGAGAGCUUUGCCGCAUGUCGCACUACACCGAGCGCGUUGGCGAAGGGAAUGCAUUCUGCAUGGAUGUCGAGCUUCCUGAGCUUUCCGAGGAUGGCCGGAGUCGCGUGGUUUGCUCUGUGUGCAGUGGCAGAGAGGACGUGGCAGGUUGCGUGCUCUCCACCCGGCGACCGCGCUGGAACCCGAGGCAGAAGACGCUGACCUUGGAUUUCCAGGGCCGCUGCAGUUUGGCCUCCGCCAAGAACUUCCAGCUCGAGGCUGAGGGCGAGGAUGCGGGCCGGGUGGUGCUGCUCUUCGGCAAGGUCGAGAAGGAUCGCUUUGUCCUGGACCAUUCGCAUCCCCUGGGCACCGUCCAGGCGUUCGCUGCCGCGCUCUCGGAGGCGGCGCGAGUAAAGACGCGCGCGCGGCCGCGUGGACCGGGUCCGUCCACGGCUUCUGUGAGUGAGAGGUUUUGGCACAUCGCAGCGCCGCAGCGCCGCAGCGCGAGGUUCUUUCUUUCCGUCGCGGCUCAGGCUCCACUCGGGGACAGAAAGUGGCAGAGUGCGGAGAGGGCCGGGCCCCGAGGCCGGCGCUCGGCGCUCGACGCCAUGCCGGCCGAUCUGGACCAGACGCUCGAGGAGAUGAUCGAGACCACUUGGGAGCCGAAGGGCGGCAAAAAGGGCAAGGGCAAGGAGUUCAGCAGAGAAAAUGGCUAUGGCGGCUAUGGCGGCGGCUAUGACGGAAAAGGCUGGGGAAAGGCCAACAAGGGCAAUGGACAAGCGAAAGGCCGUUUCGGGCAGGGGCAGGGGGGACAGGGGCAGGGGGCUUCCGGGCAAAAGCUGGACAUGAGCUUGGACGAGCUGGUGGACGACGGCACCAGCGGCAAGAGCAAGGGCAAGGGCUCCAAGGGCUCCUACAGCUGGACCUGGGACUCGAACGGACAUGGCCCUGGCUAUUCAAAUAACUACAGUAAUUACGAUGGUUGGGGCAAGAGCUAUGGCAAGAGCUGGGGAAAGUCCAGACCCAAGGGCGAGUUCGACAAGGGGAAGAGUUGGGGCAAAGGCAAGGAUGGAGCUUCGACGGCUUCUCCAUAUUGGAUGGAACAUGACGACUGGCGCAUGGAUGAGGAGGAAGGCCAAGGAGGAAAAGGCAAAGGCGGCAAAGGCGGUAAGGGAAAGGACAGAUACGAUGCCUACGACUAUGACGGCUACAACGCCAGGUACGAAGACAAGGGCUGGGGCAAAGGGAAGGGAGAGGGAGUUUGGGCCCGCAGCCUCCGUGACACGGACAUGCGGGAAGAUCGAGGCUACGGCAGCGGCAGCGGCAGCUACGGCAGCUACGGCAGCUACGCAGUGGGAAGGCCUGGCAUGUGGAGCCGCAUCGAUGAGGAGCGCUCCGAUCGACGCGGUGACCGGAACGAACACGAUGGCCUACGGCGCGGGGGCGAAUCACGGCCGCGGCCAUCCGGGCUGCGCUUGGAGCGAAACCGCCUCCAAGAGCGGGAGCGGGAGCAGCGGGAUCUGCGGGAUCUGCGGGAAGCUCGAAAGAGGCCCCGAGAGGACCGAGACGCGCCCCCAGCUGCCCGCGUCACGCGCGCGCGGGUGACGGCCCCUUCAGCUCCCAAGAGGAUCAAGGUCACCAACAUCCCCAAGGAACUCAAAGCAGCCGAUGUCAGAGAAGCCUUCGAGGCAGAGACCGGCAAGAUCACGCUUUGCGAGCUUUCAAGAGGUACAUGCCGCAUCACCUUUGCUCGAGCAAAGGAUGCCCAGCAGGCUGUGGAAACCUUCGACCGUGGUGAGCUCAACGGCAAGGUCAUCUCAGUCAUUUUGGAGGACUAA
Molecule: messenger RNA, 2250 nt
Organism: Symbiodinium sp. CCMP2456
Lineage: Eukaryota; Dinophyceae; Suessiales; Symbiodiniaceae
Source: the annotation of a GenBank genome assembly